Messenger RNA from Labrus mixtus (cuckoo wrasse), 1805 nucleotides. RefSeq names its product Fc receptor-like protein 5. The record is from RefSeq and is a predicted model, not a curated record. Lineage: Eukaryota; Metazoa; Chordata; Actinopteri; Labriformes; Labridae. The coding region runs from base 206 to 1768 and encodes 520 amino acids. The transcript has 12 exons.
UGUAAUGUUACAGAGAGGGAGUGUGUGAUAUGGAGGUAUACUUUGUCACUAUCAGCUACUUGCACAUGUGUCUUAAGUGCGUGUGUCUAUCUCUCUCCACCAACAGCGCUUCAAACCUCCGUCACAUCAAAACGUCUUUAACACACAGCGAAGUGUAACUAUCUUUACUUUGGGUACACAGUCCUAUUAAUGUUUUUCUUCAAGGAUGUUUGCUUCUGUCCUUCUGAUCACACUGGGGCUGUGCUACUGUAGCCAGGAGAGCAUUCAGUCAUUUUUGGGGCGUCCACAACUGUUCAGCCCCCCCGAGGCUCUGCUGAGAAGUGUUGUAGAUAUUGAAUGUAAACUUAACAACUACCCCAAAAAUGAAUCCAUCCUGCUGCAGUUAUAUAAGGAGGGGAACCGUGAGAGGCUUUUUGCUGAAUACACCGCUCUGGCAGGGGAGACUGCGACCUUUCCCAUAUUCAUCAGAGAGUACCAUGAGGGAAACCUGGAGUGUGUGGCCAAAGCCCAGAACAACUCCAAGAUUGAGCCCACGGUCAGCUACACACGCCACCUGAGAGUUGUUGUACCGGUGAAAGGCGCACAGGUUUUUGUCAAUUCUGGUCGCGUGGAGUUCUUUGAGGGGAAGACUUUGGAGCUACACUGUAAACUUAUUGCAGGAAAUCACGUUUCCUACACCUGGCUGCUGAACGGUCAGCCUGUCUCUCAGUCGCCUCAUCACAGAGCUGCAGGAGAACAACUCCUGAUCACCGGAACAACCGCUCAAGACAGCGGGUCGUACAUGUGUGUGGCCACCAACACCUUCAAUGGCACAGAUGUCUUCACCUCCAACAGCUCUGAAGUCCUGAUUACAGUGAAAGACGUGGUGUCCCACCCCGACAUCUCCUUCAGCGUGUUAAAGGAGGAUUCCCACAACUAUUCUGCUGUGGUAACCUGUCAGUCAACGAACGGUACUCUGCCUGUCACCUUUUCACUUUAUAACAGGACUGAACUGGUUGCUAAUACAACCGUUGGCGAAAGAAAUGCAGAAUUUAAGGUCCCCUUGGUCUUGGGCCAACAUUUGGGAUGGCUUCAGUGCCAGGCUAACAAUGGAGACGAGAUCGCAUUCAGUGAAUGGAUUCCUCUGGAAGUUGUCCCCGUUGGAGGGCCUGUGACGAUGCACUACGACACUGACGUUGGAGAAAACUACGCUGUGAUCGGCCUGAGGCUCUACUGCAAGGCUGCAAAGGGAACCCAUCCUCUGUACCAAUGGUUCCUCAAUGAAACCCUCCUACAUGACCGAGGAAGCUUUUACUAUGUGGUGCACCAGCCUCCAGAGCAGUCCGUUCUUCUGCUCUCUGUGGGGACGAGCAGCACUGGGACGUACCACUGUGAGGUGUCUGACAGCUUUGAUAACACCACCGCCAUUAGCAGCACGAGGAGGUAUCUGGAUAAAGAAGUUCUGAAUCGUCUCCCCUUCCUGGUUGUGGCCGUUGUCUUUGGAAGUUUUACAUUUCUGGUUCUCCUGGUCUCUGUUUGUUGUUGGGUUGGAGUAGUGUUCAGGCGAAGGCAGUUUGGUGAGACGUCUAUGGUGAACUUGGAGAUGGUGAGAAUGAAACCUGCAUAUGAAGGAGGGCUGGAUCUGUCAGAUUACGAUGAGGGUGUGGAUUUGAUGAGGGCAGCCAGAGGAGAAGAAUUUGAUCAGGGUUCUGAAGUCUCAGUAGAUGAAUGGCCCCAAAUUGUGAGAGUGAAGAAGACUUUGGAGGAUGAAGCAGUGGAGGAGUCCUGAGGGUUCAAACUUUAAAUAAACAUCUCGUGAUACUCUG